This is a messenger RNA of Helicoverpa zea (corn earworm), 2191 nucleotides long. It is a transcript of the gene Parn, whose product is annotated as poly(A)-specific ribonuclease PARN-like. Gene Ontology annotation, molecular function: metal ion binding; RNA binding; poly(A)-specific ribonuclease activity. Gene Ontology annotation, cellular component: nucleus; cytoplasm. The coding region runs from base 145 to 2166 and encodes 673 amino acids. The transcript is spliced from 14 exons. Gene Ontology annotation, biological process: nuclear-transcribed mRNA poly(A) tail shortening. NCBI's taxonomy places the organism in Eukaryota, Metazoa, Arthropoda, Insecta, Lepidoptera, Noctuidae. The record is from RefSeq and is a predicted model, not a curated record.
UGUUUGACAUGCGCAUGUUAGCCGUGCGUUAUCUUUGUUUGUUCUGUUUGUCCAUUUUAUUAGAUAAAUAUAAAUAAAUUAAAUAUACAAAUCUUUUUCUAAAUGUCAUUUUAUUAAUCUAACUUUUUUUAUUAUAUGUAAAUAAUGGAGGUCGUUCGUAAGAAUUUUAAGGAGACAUUACCUUUAAUAAAGGAUUCAAUAGAGAAAGCUGACUUCUUAUCUAUAGAUGCGGAGUUUACAGGUCUUAUAAAUGGUCGGGAUGUGUCUAUUUACGAUUCGCCGGAAGACUACUACACCCGCACCAUGAACGGUUCUAGUGACUUUUUAUUGAUACAGUAUGGGUUAUGUGCAUUUUACUGGGACGAGAAGAAGAAGCAUUACAUGAACGAUACGUACAAUUUUUAUUUGUAUCCUCGUGGAAGGCCUGGCCCUGAUAGAAUGUUCCUUUGUCAGAGUUCCAGCUUAGAUUUCUUGGCGUCUAACGGAUUUGACUUCAACAAGCUUAUAAGAGAAGGUAUAUCAUACAUGACAGCUUCAACUGAAGCAAAGCUUAGAGAAUCUCUGAUUGAGAGACAGCAGACAUAUUCCAAGGAGAAAGAUGCAGUCAGAAUACCAGAUGAAAAUAAACAACAAAUUGAAGAUAUUUGUAAAAAGGUAAAAGAUUUUAUUGACAACAAGACAGAAGAUGAGAUGGAGAUUGACAGAUGCAACGCAUUCAUAAGGAUGCUGCUAUUCCAAGAACUUAAAGCUCGGUUCAAAGAUGAUGUUAUGAUUGAUACCAAGAUUUUAGAAAAUAAGAAUAGAGUGCUGAAAGUAAUACGUAAGAAAGCUGACAUGGAAGACCAGGACACAAUAAGGAAAAAGAGAGAAUGGGAUGAACUGGAAGAGGCAGUUGGCUUCUCUAAAGUGGCUAAGAUGAUCAGUCAGUCCGAAAAGCUGGUGGUUGGUCACAAUAUGCUACUAGAUGUUCUUCACACCUUGGGCCACUUCUUCCAACAGCUGCCCGGUGACUACACCUCGUUCAAAGAGUUCACACAUUGUAUGUUCCCCAAAUUAUUAGACACAAAGUACAUGUCGAGUUUGCCGCCGUUCAAAGACAAGCUCAAUUCCAAUGUGCUGCCAGAGUUGUUGGCUACCCUCACUGAACCGCCCUUCACUUUGCCUAAAGUUGAUUCACUCGAAGGCCGCGGCUACUCUCACCUAGACGAGAAGGAACACGAGGCGGGUUACGACGCGUACAUCACCGGACUCUGCUUCCUGGCCAUGCACGCGCAUCUGUCGCGCAUGCGCGGCGACGACUCCAUACGAUUGGUGCCACAGUCGGCCACGUUGAAACCUUUCUUGAAUAAACUCUUUUUGGCAAGAACGGCGAGGCAGGAUAGUCCGUAUAUUAACUUGGUGGGGGCUGAUCCGACCCCGCCUCGUGAUCACGUGUUCCACCUCAUAUUCCCGAAGGAAUGGCAGAGGAGCGACCUCAACCAGCUGUUCAGUCCUUUCGGCGCAGUAACAGUGCAUUUCCUAGACGACACGUCGGCGUACAUCGGGCUGGACCGCCGCGACCAGGCGGCUGACGUCAUGCGGGCGCUGGCGAAGAACGGACGCGUCACGCUCACUCCCUAUGUGAAGUAUAAGAGCCAGGCUGGUGGGGAUGCUGAGAUGGCGCUACGGGGCGAGCGAGCCAAAACGGAUACGUAUAAACUAAUAAUGAGGAAUGACAUGAAGUCGCGGCAAGUGGUGAGCCGGAGCCCGAUAGCGGUCCCUCGGACGCCGCCGCAGUUCCCGACGAGUCCCGCGCCGCUGCCGCAGAAAGUCAACCGCACUCGCUCCAACAGUACUUCGAUGACCUCGCCGCCCGCCUCUACAAGAAAGAGAACCUCCUCCGGGGUCUUCCAAGUUGACGAGUCAGAACCUCUACCCAAGAAGCCAGAAGUGUCUCCCCACCAGCCCGACACGCCGCGCCCUCGCGCCGACCCAGCGAACGGACGCAAAAAGACUGACGCAGCCGAACCCGCCAAAAAAGAUACCAUCGCAAAGAAAAAAGAUGUCCCAGAAAAGAAAAAGAUAGACAAUGUAGAUAAUAAAAGUGAUAAAGUAAUUGAGAAGUUUGACAGCAAAGCUAAGUCGAACUGUGUGACUGCUUUCAAGGAAAGCGAUAGUUGGGACUGAAUGUAUUAAAUAAGUUGAUGUUGUA